Naegleria lovaniensis is the source of this 984-nucleotide messenger RNA. RefSeq lists its product as uncharacterized. Lineage: Eukaryota; Heterolobosea; Eutetramitea; Acrasida; Naegleriidae. The coding region runs from base 1 to 984 and encodes 327 amino acids. Gene Ontology annotation, molecular function: calcium ion binding. The transcript is spliced from 2 exons. The record is from RefSeq and is a predicted model, not a curated record.
AUGGGAAACUCUCAUUCCUCCUUUCUUAAAAAGAUUUCCCAAGAUCUCGCCAAUGGUAUUUCCUAUGAAGCCUCGGAAUUGCCCAAAAACAAUCGAUUUUCCAAAAUGUUUGAAAAGCUAGACAAGGACAAGUCCAAUCAUCUCACCAUUGGAACGAAACGAAUGGCUCCAAUGAUUGUGAGUACUGGAAAGACUGUUUUUUGGAUUGUUAAAGAAUUUGUUGUGCCUGCUAGUGGUUCAUUGAGGCAACGAACGUUGGAUUUGAUUUUUCAAUUUUUGGAUGUUAAUGAUGAUCAAACGAUUGAUCGAGUGGAAUUUAUUUCAGGAUUGCAACGGUUGUUGAAGGAUGUCUUGUUGGAUCCAGUAUUUUCUGAAUAUCAAGUGGAAUCGAAUGAUGAUGAUGAUGACAGGAGGGAUGAAGAAGAAGCGAAUUCUCUACAAGUGCUGUUGGGAGCGAAUCCACUUGGUGAAAUUCCAAUCGUGGAUGAUGACAAGAUGAGAUUGUUGCAACAGAAUGGUCAUGAAAUUAGAGAAGCGACACAGGAUGAGAUGGAUGAUUUUAAAAGACUUUCGCAAGAACAAUACGUCGAUUCUUCGAAUAAUAUUCAUGUUGGAUGUCAUGAUCGUAUUUGUACCAAAAUUGACAAGUCACAAAUUCCAAUCGAGUUGUGUCACAUUUUUAGAUCCGUAGAGAAAGCAUCAAGUCCUGAAACAACAAAUGUAGCAACCUAUACUGACACCAUGUUUGGAAAAGAAAAGAAAUGGGUGGUUGUUGUUGAGGAUAGCACAGGAAAAGACUUACCCAACACCUCCAUUACUGUGAAAAAAGGAGAAGUAUUUAGAUUGUUCAAUAAUUAUGGUUAUUUUUGGUAUAUUGGCCAUGACAAAUUCUUUACUUUUAGAAAGGGGUUUGUUGCCAGAAAUUUCUUGAGAAUAAUUUCACAACAAGAGGCUGAUGAAUUGCUAAAAACUCAUAAGAAAUGA